GUUUGUAACAUAAAUAUAAAUAACUAAAUAAUUAUGUAAAAUAGUAAAUGCGCAGGAUGUAUUUGAAUGUGGGACAGAGAUAUGGUAUUUAUAUAAAUAGCUGUAGACUGCGGUACUGCUGACUGCACUGACUGUGAUAUAUACUCGCUGGAUCAGAGUAAUCAAAUAUCAACAGCUUAGUGUAUACACAGGCAGCAGAACGCGAUCCUUUUCAUACAAUAUAUAUAUGAUAUUUGUGAUACACCGACGUAUUUUUAUUUUGUAACCGCACUUUAGCAGAACAAUGAACGGACAUUUGAGUAAUAGUGACGAAACUGGCUCGGUCAGUACUGUGCUGCUGAACGCGUGGGACACAGUGCUCAAGGAGAUAAACGGCGGCAGUAUAGUCUUCAUGGAUACUUGCGCGAGUGAGUCGCUGAGAUGGUCGGGUAUAGGCGGUGGUGUCUGUGCCUUACUAGACGGGGGCGCGUACAGUGUGUUGGAGUUACAGGCAAACGAAGCUUUCACAAAGAAUAGCUUGGGUAGAGAUGAGCGUGCGGAGUUGUAUCCGAACUUCCAACCAGCGGGCCACUGUGUAGGGCUUCAGGGCAGUAAAGUGGUAGUGGUCGCUGGUACAUCACUAAGUAACGUGACACAUCAUCUCAGAGCUGUGCUACAGUCGAACAAGUUCGGAGAGUGUGUGGUGCUGUGUGGCUACGAUGGCAAAGCACACGAUAUGACGACAGUGAAGGAAAAUUAUCUGCAGGGCUUGGAGAUCGAGAUACAGGAGUGGCUAGAGUCUGGGUUCGAAUCGGCGGAGGUGAAUGCGACUAUAAAAGACAUCAACACACCAUGUAGUCUUCCAGAGGGAUCCAACAUGAACCAGACUGACCAACGUCCACAAUCGGAUGAAAGUAGGAAAGCGCCUGCAGAGACCAACGAUUGGGACGUUGAUGACUGGAAUGAGGAGAAUGACGGGUGGAGUGACGGGGACAGUGCCACCACGAAGACUAAAGGGCACACACACACCAAACGCAACGAGCCAGACAACAAUGCGUGGGACAACGGCGCCGAUGACUGGGGCAAGCAAUCCGAUGGAUGGGAUGAGGAUAGUAGUGAUGCGAGUGCGAGCACCUCAGAGGACGCCACCACACACCCUGCAGCUCACACACACGAGGAUGGCUGGGGUAGCGCGGAAGAGGUGCCCAUUGCGACGGUCAGGUAUGUACCGCUUCUGACUGUUGCACCCGUCCGCGACUCCUUCUUCAUCCCGUCCUUCGGUGGAACGAUACCUUCGCUCAUACCAUCGGAUGUGCCGAGUCUGUCAGAUUAUAGCAUAAAGAAGGUCAAUACGGGAGGCAAGCCUCUGAUCGAUCUGGAAGACCUACACACUCAUAAACUUCCGAAGCAAGCUCAGAGAUCCAUUCGCGAGCUUGGAUGUGCGCUGGUAGAGGCGACCGAGUCGCUUCGUGUGAAAGCGGAUGUGUACUCUGUGGGCAAUGUCGCCCGGUUGGUAGCCAAAGAAUGUGUCAAGGCUCAGAAGUUGGGCGUCGGUGCAAUGCAUUCCCCUGCAGCCGAGCACGAGAGCGAGGCCAGUGGUGGGCACGUGCGCGCAGGCGGUUACUAUUCCAAGGCUUCGCUGGUGCUGGUAGAUCGCACACUCGACAUUGCUGGGCCCAUCUUGGCUGCGGACUCUAUCGCCGAUCUGUUGCUGAAGACUCUUUCGAAUAUCACAGGUAAAGACUGUACUUCGUCUCUGGAUGUGGCUGUGGACAUCUCUCCCGCAUUGGGUGUGGAGAAGACCUCUCUAUCACCCACACCAGACAAUGAUGACGACAAAGAAGCGCAUCUACGACCGAGUGAGAGUGCCAUCACAGGCAGCAUUGCCCACAACAGCGACAGCGUGGUGCGCGAUGCGCUGAGUGAUUUGGUGUACUUGCGCAGUCGACAGGCGCUUGCCAGUCUACGGAAUACCCUGAUACAGACUAUAGCCGCAGCAAAAUUGCCCCACAAACGAGGAGUGGCGCCGAGUAAGGUGACACACACACACCUGCAGUCCCUUCUGAAGUCAUUCCAACAGGGCGGCAUGACAGCCAUAGCGAAGCACUACGGGUUGAUCUCACUCACUCUCGCGGUGGUCGAAAGCCUCACCGCGCCCAAAUCCGGAGCACCCAAAACGGGGUUUGCCAAGGCAACAGACACGGGUAUCAAUCCACCACAUAUAUUUCAGCAAAACGCUGUAGGUAGUUCAGAGGCGUUCGUAGCGGUUGCUAAGGAGGUGCUUCUCUCUGGCUUGCAGCCGGGUGAUAGUCAUUCGUUGUACGCGCAUAUGACUCAGGUGGUGGCUGCAAAUAGGCUCAGUGUGGAGGAGGUGCUGCUGUGCUGUAUCCUGGGUGCCUCGGUACUUGGGCCAGAGUGCAUCACAUCCACAACUGAGGAGAAACUAUUUGCCGCAACACUCUUGCCCGUGGUGAUGAGUCAUGUUACUGCACCUGAUAGCCGCAACGCGCGGGGCUGUGCGACAAGUGUGUGGCUGACGCAGAAGAUCGCCGAGCGUGCCAAAGCAUCAGGCGCAGCGUACCACGGACAGAUCACCGAGGCAAUGGCAAAGGAGUGGCUCUCUGUGUGUCUAAAGCGCGUCUGGGGCAUUGCCAACGGGCGAGCGAAUCUUUCAAUGCUACAGCACGUGUUCUCGCUCGAUGUCAGCCGAUACACGCAGCUGCCCUAUCGGCCGCUGCUGGCGCAUCUGUUCGAGGCCAUGUUCGAGGAUCAGGUGGACAUCCCAGAUUUGCAACUGCAUCAGCAGGCAGGCUUUCGAAAGAAACUGCUCACCGGCUUUGUGAAAAUGUACCAGGCAUCAGCCCGUCCAACAGACCACAAGUACAUCAUCCUCUUCGUCAUUGGGGGCAUAUCCGCGUCUGAGAUGCGAUACAUCCGAGACAUUGUGGAUAAGUUUGAAGGCUUCAAGGUUCUGAUUGGCGGAACGAACUGGGCUACCCCGGCGUCCAUUUUCGAGGACACAAUCGGCUCAAUGAGAUACGACGGGUAUUGAAGCGCACCUCGCCUGUCCACAGCACUGAGUCCCCAGGACAGCCUAGUAUAAUCCCGGGGUGCCAGGGCCGAGUACCUGGGUUUAGGGUUCAACAUAUACCUACUUGGGGGGUGGUGGCAUGUGUGCACCGGGAUAUUAUGGUCAAAGUGCACAACGCUGGACUGAGCGAGUCAGUUCUGAGGGGUGUGCAGAAUGAAUCUCACUUUGAUCAAGUGUAUAGGCAGAGUCUUUCUCAGUAUCGACAGUAGCGAGCUCAGAUUGUUGUCGCAUAUACUAUGGCGGUAGAUGGAGACUACACUUCUAGGGAUGUACAACGAUUGAGGUUCCACAGUACGCACGUGGUCGGUUAGUUCCGGAUCCUUCUAUCUUCCAGCCUGGGCUAGGUGCGCAUCUCCAUACAUGCAUACCUGACAACAUCAGGGCAUGACCGGCUUGUACUCAUAUCCGUAUGUACGGCAUAUAAAACAAGUACACCACUUAGCGUGCAUGCGUAAGGGGUGUUGCCAGCUUCGCUCCUGGGCCUAUGGGGGGCCAAGGCAACUAACUUUAGACCCGUAGAGUCGUAGUCCAUCUUCCGCACAGCGCAAUUUCUACUCAGAACUACGAACCGCGACACACACCAGCUAUAACGGUUGACGCCGUAUUUGACGGGCAGGUGCUGUACAUUACCCAAUGCCCGGUGUAGUGAGUAAGUGUCGUUGUUUGGCUAGUCGCGUCCGUAUCAGUGCAGUACCUUGGCCGGAUUGGAAAGGUGCGCUGCGGCGGACGACUGGACUUUGAACGUGUGCAGACACUUGCAUGCUUCGAAUUAUUAUCAUAUAACACACACGGUAACUGCGGCGUGUCGUGAGUACUUGAGUGAUUGCCGACCACUUGGCUGCCUGCCGAGAUAUUGCUAGUCAGUGUGAUCCACUCGCAUUGUUCACUGAGUGUCCGUACCAGGAGCGCAAUAUCUAACUCGGGGCCUACUGUUACUGUAGCGAGACAACCCACGAUCAAGCAUAGUAUACAUGCAAUUUAUAAUCAUAGUUCCGAAGUUGGCUUGCCAUGGAGCUUCAAGCAAGAGACUUGCUCUCUGCACGGAGAAGGGCGAGCUUUCACCAGCACUAUCCCGUGAAAGCUCUUAAAGGCCCGAUCAUGUGCUUAUAAACGCUGCAGACAACUAACUACGAGCACGCUCGCUGUGCAACCGAUGUCGAUCAAGUUAGAUCGUAAUAUUCAGGGUGUCUCUUAUGUAUUCGAAAAGUAUCGAAAGCUACUCUAUGAAGGACUUCAAUCACAGCACGAUGAAGCCUUCCACGCAGGUUACCAAUUGACCACAAGCGAACUGAUUCACGCUGCUAAAUAGGCCACAUAUAUCUCAUACAAGUUAACCUGAGGCGCUGCAGGAGACAUUUAAACAUAAUUAUCGUGCAGAAACCCAUGUAACUUUAUAAUAUAGAUGCGAAUGCAUAUUUGU
Sphaeroforma arctica JP610 is the source of this 4490-nucleotide messenger RNA. RefSeq lists its product as hypothetical. The record is from RefSeq and is a predicted model, not a curated record. The coding region runs from base 284 to 3031 and encodes 915 amino acids. The transcript has 18 exons. Lineage: Eukaryota; Ichthyosporea; Ichthyophonida.